CCAGGUUAGGCAAGGAAGAGCGAGAGUGCUGGAGCCGGUGCUUCCUUCUCCUGCGUCCUUCACCUGGAAGAGAGGCCAGAAAUGGAACGGGAGAGCCGCUGCUGCCUUGCAGGCCUCUGGGGAGCAGGGCAAGAGUUGAAGGAGCUACAGAAAAAGCUUUUCAAACGACGUCGUAUCGUGAGCAAGCAGAAGAGGAAGAAACACCGGAUUGUAGGAGCUGUGGUGGACGAGGGGCUCAUCACCAUUCACCACUUGAAGAAGCGAUCUUCCAGUGCCCGAGCGAACAUUACCCUCUCUGGGAAGAAGAGAAGGAAAUUGCUGAAGCAAAUCCGCCAUGCCACGAAGGAGAACACAGAAAUGCAGGUCGACUCCUCUCCUGGUCCCAGUAAAAAUGCCCAGAGUGGAAAACGGAAGAAGAAGAAAAAGGAAGAACCAACAGCCUGCCCAGAUGUGGAGAUGGAGCCUGCAGCAGAAUCCGAGAGCUCAGAUCUCCCUCUGAAGUCUCAAAGCCCUGUUCCCUGACUCUCUUCUGCUGCCUGGUGUUGGCAGGACUCUGGGGUGAGGGCCAAGGCUGCAAAACCAGGAAAGUCAGGCUGAUUGGGCAUUGAACGUCUUUCAGUCCCGUGAUGUUUGUUGCGCCUAAAUUUUCUUUAAAACCUGCACACAGUGUUGAGAGGUUUGUAGGACAGGCUGCAACUGUGGCAACACCCGUGCUGCCAUUUAAGGCACUGUGAUACCACGCCAAACAGUCCUGGCUUCCCCUAAAGCAUCCUGGGAACUGCCAUUUGUUAAGACUGCUGGGAGUUGUUAGAAGACCCCCUCUUCCCCUCACAGAGCUACAAUUCCCACAGUGAUGUAACAAUCAACCCCCCUUCCUUGGGAACUCUGGGAAUUGUAACUCUGGGGCUGGUGGGAGUUGGAGUCCAGCAACAGCUGAAAGGCCCUUGCUUUUGGCAACCAGCUCUAAAUACUUCCUACUUCAAAGUAGCAACUGCCUAGAGUUUGGGGGUUGGAAAAGGCCCCAAGGAUCAGUUUCCCCAGCCUCCUCAGUUAAGUGGGUGCAUGCCCUGGAGCAGGUUCCUGAAUGCACAACAUGGAAUAGCUUUUAAGGUUUGCCAAUGGCUAAACCACGUUUCCUAGAUCCUAAAGUGGGGGGGGGACCUGUAGACUGUUGUUGGACUGCAACUCCCACCAUCCUUGGCCGCGAUGGCUGGCGCUGAUGGGAGUUGGAGUCCAACAAAGACUAGAGGGCCACAAGUUCCUUAUCCCUGAACCAUAAGGGUUGGGAAGCUUUUUCUGCCUGAGUUCCUCUUGUCCUUGUGGCCAGCCUUCUGGAGGGCUAAUGCCAGUGGUGGGUGGGGCCAAGACAAAAGUGGGUGGGGCCAAAGCUGGAACACAUAGCAAAUACAGAUUUCUCUGUGUGUGUGUGUUUCUUCCCCCACCUUCCAAAAAGAUAUUGUGCUUUUAAAAAGCAUGGGGUGUGUGUGAGAACUUAAUGCAGAUUGUAGCUAGAGAGGGUUAACCCUUUCUCCACAAAAAUCUCUGGCACAGUCAUUAGGGUUGAAAAUGGUCUUCUUUUGGCACCAGCGUAGAAGGCUUUCCCCCCCAAAGGCUCGUUGCAGCCUGCAAGGGGAUUUUUGGCAGAGGGGCAUUGCAAGACCCAGGGAGUCCCCUCCUGCUGCCUCCUCCCAAAAAUGUACCUAUGUUGCAAUUAGGCUUGGAAAAGGUGCCACUAGCUGCUUUUCCCCCCAAGCCUAAUUGCUGCAGGCAGGUGGGGGAGGCCCAGCUUGCCACUUCCUCACCCCUGUUUGAAAAGGAUGAUGAUACAUGAAGGCUGCAAUCCUGUGCAGUUUCCAAUGAGCAAGUUCCAUUGAUGUCAAUGAGGCUCACUGCAGCAAAAAAAGCCAAGUGUAGCAGGUUUCGGGAACCUUUGGGUCUCUAGAUGUUGCUGAACUACAACUCUCAUCAUCUCCAGCAAGCAUGACCCAUGGCUCGGGAUGAUGGGAGUUGUAGCUGAGCAUCACUUGGAGGCCCAAAGGUUCCCCAUGCUUGAUGUAUAGGAUUUUGUUGGAUUCAGUUGGAGGGGGAACAAAACGUGCACUCGGAAACACAAAUUGGAUUGUCCUGCUUUAAUAUGUUCAACCUGAAUAUGUUCUAGGUAUUCAAGACUGUCACAAUAAAAUGGCAAGAAACAA
Molecule: messenger RNA, 2195 nt
Organism: Rhineura floridana
Lineage: Eukaryota; Metazoa; Chordata; Lepidosauria; Squamata; Rhineuridae
Gene: C22H11orf98
Product: chromosome 22 C11orf98 homolog
Exons: 4
Coding region: 82-522 (146 amino acids)
Source: RefSeq, a predicted model, not a curated record